Molecule: messenger RNA, 405 nt
Organism: Ylistrum balloti
Lineage: Eukaryota; Metazoa; Mollusca; Bivalvia; Pectinida; Pectinidae
Exons: 4
Coding region: 1-405 (134 amino acids)
Cellular component (GO): nucleus
Source: RefSeq, a predicted model, not a curated record
AUGGUUAUUCCUCAUCAGAGUAAAUCCAAGUUGGGUGUCAGGAAGCGGGAGUCACAUGUCACAAAGUUACGAAAGAUUUGUCGUGAGGCAGGCAUCUUCAUUCGUAGUAAUCGAGAACUUGAGGGUUGUAAGACUGAUGCCCACAUUGUUCGGCGGAUAAAACAGAUCCUUGAGAAACAUGGAAUGAAAGGAAGACCAAACAUGAAAAAGGCCAAAAAGAUUCGCCUGAAGAAGGAGGCAGCAGAACUCGACACAGAUAAUAUCAUCAGAUCAGAGUCCCGGCCAAAAAGGAGAGUAAACAGUCUAUUUUCACGAAACUCGCCCUCACGAAUGAAAGAUUUCACUCCACCAAGAGUUAAGUUUGGUCAUCUGAAAGACAUUAUUGAGAGUGAAGAAUCAGAUUAA